Messenger RNA from Caenorhabditis sp. 36 PRJEB53466, 7249 nucleotides. The record is from the annotation of a GenBank genome assembly. Lineage: Eukaryota; Metazoa; Nematoda; Chromadorea; Rhabditida; Rhabditidae.
AUGUUGUCGGGCAACACAACUAUGAUGAACGACUACAUCAUGUUCCGCCUGCUGGUGGACGACUCCGGACGGCACAAACAGAAGCGGAACUCUCUGCAGCCUCCCGUCGGAGCUCCCGGAGUCCCUGGAGCCGCGGGAGUCGGACAGGGCGCCGGCGGACCGCGGGGAAGCUUCAUGAUCCCGCGGAAGUCAAUCACAACUGAAAACGGUACUGAAAGGGAGCAACGCACUGUUGGUGUGCGGGGUUUGCGCGCGAAACUGAAACACAGAACAUGUUAUAGCUCCGAAUACUAAUCCGUUGCAUUUGCAGAGCCGUUCUGCUCUCCGAUGGUUCCGCACGUGCCGAUUCGUGAACGUCUCGCUCGACGAGGAACAAGUGGUGAGUGGUAUGACGUGGCAUUCCUCAGCCCGUGACAUCAUGUUGACAUAGACAUGUGGGGCACUGCACGCUUUUUGUGGGCCUCUGCGACGGCGAAAAUGAAGGAUGACCAGCUUAUUCAAGUGAGAUUGGGAGUGUGUUCACUGGGUAAGAGCAGCGAGCAAUAAUUGCUCUUUUUGCUGCUCCCGCCGCCGCCGCCGCCCGUCGCUCUUUUUGUUCUCGUCCCCAAUGAAAGGGAAAGAAGGGCCUCAAGAAGGAAGUUGAGUGGGCGAGAAACGAGUAAUUGCGGGCAGUUUGACACGAGAAGGGCACUUCCAAGAAAGACAGAUUGGGACUAAAAACGACGAGGAACUAAAGGACCUUAAUUUGCAGCUGACAUGAGCGACGACGCCAGUGCGUACACAUGUUAUGCGCCGAGACGUCGACGGAUGAGCCUCCUGCAGACGCUCCGGCAGCAGAAUCGGGCGCUCGCCGACAGCGGAUUCGACAUGCACCGCCAGAGGACCGACAGUGAGAGCACGAACCGAGGUGAGCGGAAGCUCACGUACUUCCCUUUGCACCUUUACACUCCCCUGCUUCCCGCUCUUUCCCAUGAGAGCUCAAUUGAGCAGAAAGACACCGUAAUCCGCUGCAUUUUGAUGUUUUUGACUUUCUCAGAAGCAGGGGGUUUCAAUUAUUCAUAGCGGCCGUUCUCACGGAAUUCCGCAAAAAAACAAUUUGAUGAGGCCGAAAAUUAGGAGGCGAUUCUAUGGGAAAUGGUUUUCAGACACGUGCUCUCCGACCCAGAAGGCUUCUCCACCGGCAACUCCGUCGAAGAAGGCGACAAUGGCAUCGCAGAUCAAAAACAAGUAAGCAUGGACGGGGAAACUUGAUCCAGAGACUCAUUAUCUGAAACUCAAUACGCUUGUUUUGAACUGGAUGUUUUCGCGAAGAGGGCAUUGCUCUCUUCCCGAUUCUUACGGUAGCCCGAUGUCCCAAGGCGCCAAUGUGUCCUUCGUUUUCACGUACGCGGAGCACGGAAGAAGGGGUCGGGUGAGCCCGGAAAAGAACUAUGACGGAGAGGUCCCCGGGGACGAAAAUGUGAAUAAAUUGAAAACGGGAAAGGAAGAAGAAAAAAGACAGGCAAAAAUAAAUGUUUUAAAUGGCAGGCGCGUGGCGAUUUUUGGUGCCGAAGACGGAGGUCCCUGAAGAAACAGAGAGAAAGGAGGAAAUGAAAUGGAUUUGCAGGAUAUUCGGCAAGAAGAAGGACUCGGGCGCCUCGGGAAAAGUGUACAACAACGGGGAAUACUCGCAGAGCUGCGACCUCAUCAACGGUAAGAACGCCCACGAAGCCGAAAGAAAGGACUCUUCUCCCUUUUAAGGCCGUUCCCGCAAGUCUCCGUCGACCACAAACGACAGCGGACGGGGAAGUCAGGGACAUUUGGAGGAAAAAAUGGAAGCAAUGGUGAUCGAGGAACAUAUCGAAAACGACGAUUGCGGAUGCGAAGAGGAAGAAGAGGAGGAGAUGGACGCUCCGAUUCUGAGCAACAAACGGAGCGAUGUCAGAAGACACCGAACUAGUGAGUAGAUGAUAACGAGGAUACUUUCAGAGCAAGACACAGAAAUUUCAGGCUCGUGUCCCGACAUCUCGGCCCUCGUUUUUCACGAGCCGACGUCUUCCGGAUCCUCUUCUGGCAGUAAGAAAUGUCCGAUCGCAGUGGACACUGACACGGAAGAGGAGCACUUCGAACGAGUCAAACGGGCAAGCUCUCCCAUCACAGGUACUCCAUCUCUUUCAGCUUUUUCUCGAGCUCAUUCCUUUUUCUCUCUUUGCAGCAGCCGAUUGUCUUGUGGAACGUCGUCUGAACCGCAAGUUCGUCGAGCAGCGUCGUCAGCAAGUGGCCAUGUAAGGAGUCCUUCCCCGCCAGUCCUCCCUUUCCCCUCUGAUCUCCGAUUCUCAUGUACUCCUUCACCGGGCAACAUCCAUCCGUUUAUUAUUGUCAAACCAGUAUUUGUCGCUAUGCAAUUGUUACCGUAAUCUUCCUGUUCGACCCUACAGUAAUCUUAUCUAUCCCGCUGAUUUCGACCCGAUUUGCAGAAAAAGAAACAUACUGGUGCCAUCGAAUAAAAUGAAAACAAGCAAAAAAAACAUAAUAUUUGACCCGCUUUUACUUGGUGAUUAAUAAAGUGUACAUACAUUUGAGAGCCAAGAGUUUCAGAUUUUCAGCCGAAAAUUCCAAUGGAAUGAAUGGGAAUGCUGAAGUCGGAGUGCAUGUUUAAAGUCCAAAGGACGAAUUUAUGUAUAUUAUUUUCUGACAUGAAUUGAAUGGAAUGUUGCCCGGUGUUGCCCUAGUUUCCAUCUGUCUCUCUGUUUCUCUGUCUUUCUCUCCAUCUUUCCCACUCCCGGAAAUGAACGAUAUUCGGUUCGAACGAAAUCCUUUUGUUUUCAGGAGUCACAUCGAAGAAGUUUCCGAUGACGUCAGCAGAGUCUCCACGUUGUCCCGGAGGUUUGAACCGUCCGAAGAGCAUGAAGAAAUGAACGUUUCAGAACUGCGCAGACGGAAGAUCUCGCCGACUUCGACGACAAUUUCUCGUCGGUCGUUCUCGAUCACUUUCUGUCUUCUACACGUGAGUUUUCAGAAAAUGUGCACCCAAAAUAUCAGUUACUCAUUUUAAAGUGCAGACUAGCGUUCCUGAAUGGUUUGAGGUUCAGUUUAACGAAGUGCUGUAGAGCGGGAAAACUAUUAUUUUUAGUGAUUGCUCCUCCGAAAUUUCGGUUCCAUCCAUAAAACAAAUGCGCAUUUCGGUCGCCCUUAGAGACAGAAACCAUCGCUUUUUCCUUCUCCUUUUCUCUUUUUCUCCGUUUUCUUUCCAAUUUUCUCGUAAAAAGUGCCCGUUUUCCCUUUCGAUUUUCCCGUCGUCUAUCUCAAAAACGAGCAGAUAAAAGCAUAGUUAGCCGGGGGAAAAAGGAGGUCCAAGUGUUCUUUUUAUCUCGUUUUCCCCUCGAGAGUCAUAAAUGAGAGAGACCUUCGCUCCGUUUUCCCUUCCGAAUCAGUUUGCUCGUCGAUCUUUCUCGCACCGCCGAGCAAAUAUAUCGAUGAAGGCUCGCGGAGCUCUCGAAACAUUCAAAACCUAACAAACGCAUACACAAAUAUUUUUGUAUCAUAUUUCACUCGAAAAUUCUGUUUUAUGACCUUUUUUGAGUUUUUUUUUCUCUUGAUCCAUAUGUUUUCAGAGCUCAACUUUGACGAUUCCGACUCUGCGGACUUCUCGCUGAGCGGGACAAUCGACGACGAAUUCCAGGAGGAUCCGUGCGAAAGGUAAUUGGGAGGGGAACAGCAGAACAGGGACCAUUUCUCAUCGGGGAAAACAUAAACCCAUAAUGUGGAGUUGAAGGUAAUCCCGGAAAGAUUCUGCGAAACAAAGCCAUUGUUGUGCGCUUCCUUUUCCAUUUUCUCUCUUCUGAGUUCUCAGUUCUUCCCGUUUCUGCAAUAGUACAACAUUUCCACUCUUUUUCAGCUCUUCAAACACUGCCACGUCUGUCCAGACGGACUUGACACUUUUGAAUGUGGAGCAGGAGAUAGCCGAGUACCUGGAGCAUUGCCGCGACGCCAGCGUCAAUAUCACGGAAGAAGUGAGCACAAAAUGAGAUUUUGAUUGGUCCGUGGAAUGUUUUCGGAAGAAAGGUUCCUUCCGUUGUGGCUCCGGGGGCUUAUGAUAUGUGGAAAAACAAACAAAGGUGUCGAAAUGACGAGGAGAAGGGGUGAAGGAAGGGGCGCACGGAGAGGAUGCAAAUUGGAUUUGACCCCUUCUUUCCCCCGUCUAUUUUCGUUUCUUUUCGAGGGUCCUGAUGAUGCCUUCUCCCACUCCAUUCUCUUCGUUUUUCACUCCAAUACGCCCCAAAUGAUCUACUCAUCAUCUCCCCUGAGAUUGUUGCUCAACUAUCGGGCUCACUUUUCCCCCGGAUUCACUAGAUUUAUUGUCGAUUUCUUCGGUCUCUCAAAGAUUCCUUUUUGGCUUUAAAAUUCAGUCAGUAGUACGAAUUUCUGAUCUUUCAUUUAAAACAUGUACUUGAUUCAAUUACAGUAAUGAACCAGGUGCAAGUGAUCUCAUACAACUCAAACUCAAUUAUAUUAUUUUUUUUUCCGAGUCUCCUUGUGAGAUUGUCGUCUUCUCCGUAAAACUCAUCAAUUUUGUGGUGAAGAGACAGAGAUUAGAACCUCCUCCGACUCGUUUUUUGGCAACUUUCUCCCCUGCAAACCCUUUUUUCCCCUCCCAAAGUGGCUUCGUUUUCGUCGGGAAAGUAAUCUUGCAUCGUAUAGAAAAUGAGCGCCUCGGCCCAAAUUAACCAAAUUAUUGAGCCAAUUCUGUGACACUUUCUGCAAAUUUCCAAGCUCAGCCGAACCCGAAAACGAGUCUUUCUUCUUCUUCUUUUUCUCUGGCUCCGCCCAUUUCUUCCGACCUAUUCAAUCAGUGUACCAUUGUCAAGAAAAUCCCCGAGCCCGCGGGCGCUGCCGCUCAAAAAAGGAAACCCGACAUAAUUUUGAAACCAAUUAGGAUGUCGGAGCAGUUUUUCCAUGUCUCUCCGCUCCGCUCCCGAAAGUGUCAUAUUUUCGUGUUAACCGACGGUUGACCGCACUCACUGAAAGAAACUUCAGACGUCUUUUGCAUUUCUCCUCCCUCUUCACCGCCUUCUACUCUAAUUGAAACCCUCUCUUGACACCUCCGUGAAAAGCAGAAGAGACGACGGAAUACUUCCGAUGUGCACCCGUCCGCACUCUUUUCAGUGCGAUUUGCUCUCGCUCACUCUCCUAAAUAGGUCACGCAAAAAAGCGAUAGGUCCCACCGAGAUUUGAACUCGGAUCGCAGGAUUCAGAGUCCAUGGAACCGGCGUCGGCUGAAUGUCGCAGAGAAUUUGACAUUAAAUAGUGCUAGUUUCUCUCUCUCAUAAACCACACAUUUGAGAACAAUCCCCUCGCAUUUUUCGAUCGGAAACUAGGGACCACUUUAUUAUUGAAAGAGUCAUAAAUCCAUCAAAAAAAGCGCGCGUGAUUUCUUCCUCAAUUUCGAAUUCAAUUACUGCAAGAUUUCCCGUCGUCGCCGCUGCUGUUUUGUGCUCACUUCCCGCCCUUUUCGCUCAUUCAAUUACCUUUCUUCCUCCAACUUUUUCCUCGUAUUUCUAGAUUUGAAUUGACUGAAAAUGCCGGAAGAGUCCACAGUUGUGGGCCCUACAAAAGUGUCCUCCCCGGCGCCCCCGGCGGCCUUUUGGUGGCGGGAGAAGCGGUCGCCGAAGGUGCAGUAUCCGCGGAGUGCGUACCCGAGAAGCCGCAGUUCCGACGCAGACAAUCGACACGGAAACGAGGUUAGGGGAACGAUGUUUGGCCAAAUGACUCAAGUCUUGCACUCUUCCUUUUUUAAUUUAAAACUUAAUUAACGAAAGAAAAGGAAAGGCAAUUCGAAAGUGCUCGGCACAAAGUUUUAGUUGGAAAAGAGCAGGAAACAGCAGGAAACACAAUGAAUUGCGAAAUGAGAUGGGCGGGAUGGUUCCUCCCGAAAACAUUCCAUGCACUGCAUUCAUUUGAACCCGGGCUCGAAACUCUGAUCCCCCGAGCCUUCAAUUUCAACUUUCAGGGAAUGAAUUUCAUCGCAAAGCACUUCUUCGAGUACCAGUCAUUCAUGAAUAUCCCCCACAAAGCAGUGCAUCUUCAUAAAGUUGUAAGCAAUUCAUGAUCGAUUCCACAUUGAGAAUUCCAUUUACAGCCAGCUUCCCAGGCGGGGACGGAUCCCUCGAUGGGAUGGGCCCCGAAGAACAUGCUGAAAGCGGGAAAGCACCAACCUGCUCCGGGCGCCCGAGCCAACCGAAUCCAUCGAGAUCCACGUCCGAACGGAACGAAAUACGGGAGAGCCGGAAGGCACGAGCACAGAGAAUGGGGGGACAGGCACGGAGAACUGAGGGACGAGAAGGUGGCCGUGCAUAAGGACGCGUGGACAAAGUUCCUGGCGAACGACGACCAGGGCGCGAGGACGGCGUUCGAGUGCGACUUCGAGGACCGUGUGCUGGCGGUGAGUGACUGUGAGAUCAAACAUCCUGAUCGGUCAGCGAUGUUUGGUGUUCUCCUUCUCAGAAACUUACCCUAAUAGCCUAAUUGGCUUCUUUUACCCGUGCCGCUUUUGCAAGUUGUACAUCGGAACAACAUCUCAAAAACCACAGAUUUCAGACGGAAGAAGAGACGCUACAGGAGAAACUAUGCAGAGCUUCGCCCGAAUCAAUGAACCUGAAUGCGUUGUACGCUGCCGCGAACAAGGCCUGUGGGGGAGAAGCCUGCGAGCUGCUCACCAUACUCACUUAUGCUCCGACGGUCCAGUUCGUGACUGCGACCGUGAAGAAAGCGAAGGCGCUCCCCUUCAACAACGCGCCUUUCGCCCGGAUCAUGCUCUUCGAGGGACGGCGACUUGUCGAGCAGAAGCAGACAACUGUCAACCCAUCCCUCGUGCACAAGACUUCUCUCGAGUGAGUUCUCAUUUUCCUUGACAUCAUCGGCAUUCCAAAUGAAUAUUCAGUGGCUCAAAGCCAUCAUCUUCCUCUGCUUCCAACUCUUCGAAUGACAAUCCCUCGGACGCCUCCUUCUCCGAAUCAUUCCUCUUCCACGUUCCCCCAACUAAACUCGACAAGUCGCACAUAGUCAUUGAAGUGAGCAUCUUUCUCCGAUGCUUAAUUCUCAAUCCAUCUCUAUUCAGUUGUACGACCACGACGAAGACGGCGGUCUUCAGAAGAUCGGUCACUGUGUGAUCGGUCGGCUCGUCGACGGAACCGGCAAUGCCCACUGGAUCCAAAUGGUUCGCCAGCACGGACUGCCCGUUUGUAUGUGGCACAAGAUAACCCCCAGUUGA